AUGGCGUCGCAAACGCCCGUCGAGCUCCCGUUCUCCAACCUGAGCCAGUCCUCCCCUUCGAACGCCACAUCCUGCAACAACGCGCUGGAUGCCUGGGACUUCCUGCACCGAGUCCUCCCCACCGUCAUCAUCGCCAUCUUCAUCGUCGGACUCCUGGGCAACUCCUUUGUCCUGUCUGUCUUCCUCCUGCCCUGCCGGCGCCGACUAAGCGUGGCAGAAACCUACCUGGUCAACCUGGCGGCUUCCGACCUGCUGUUUGUCUUGGGCUUGCCCUUCUGGGCGGAGAACAUCUGGAAUGGAUUCAAUUGGCCCUUCGGGCCCGCCCUCUGCCGCGCUGUUAACGGGGUCAUUAAGGCCAACCUGUUCGUCAGCAUCUUCCUGGUGGUGGCCAUCAGCCACGACCGCUUCACCGUGCUGGUGCACCCCAUGGCCAGCCGGCGGCACGGGCGGCGCCGACGGGCCCAGGCCACCUGUGCGCUCAUCUGGGUCACGGGGGGCCUCCUGAGCACCCCCACGUUCCUGCUGCGCUCUGUCCAAAUGGUCCCAGAGCUGAACAUCUCCGCCUGCAUCCUGCAGCUUCCCCACAAAGGCUGGCACGUGGCGAGGAUGGUGGAACUGAACGUGUUGGGCUUCCUGCUCCCACUGGCUGCCAUCCUGUUCUUCAACUACCACAUCCUGGCUGCCCUGCGGGGGCAGGGGCAAGAAGUGGGGCGCUCACGAUGCGGGGGCCCCAAGGGCAGGAAGAGCACGGUGCUCAUCCUCACGCUCGUGGCUUCCUUCCUGGUCUGCUGGACCCCGUACCACUUCUUCGCCUUCCUGGAAUGCCUGUGGCAGGCACAAGUCCUCGGGGGCUGCUUCUGGGAGGAGUUCAUGGACCUGGGCCUGCAGGUGUCCAACUUCUUUGCCUUCAGCAACAGCUGCCUGAAUCCUGUGAUCUAUGUGUUUGUGGGCCAGCUCUUCAGGACCAAGCUGGGGGAGCUGUACCAGCAAUGCACGCCCAGGAGUCUCACGUCCAUGGCCUCGUCCCGCCAGAAAGACAUCUUCCAAGUUUCCUGA
This is a messenger RNA of Ochotona curzoniae (black-lipped pika), 1056 nucleotides long. RefSeq names its product bradykinin receptor B1 (gene BDKRB1). Gene Ontology annotation, cellular component: membrane. The record is from RefSeq and is a predicted model, not a curated record. The coding region runs from base 1 to 1056 and encodes 351 amino acids. Gene Ontology annotation, molecular function: bradykinin receptor activity. NCBI's taxonomy places the organism in Eukaryota, Metazoa, Chordata, Mammalia, Lagomorpha, Ochotonidae. The transcript has a single exon. Gene Ontology annotation, biological process: inflammatory response; neutrophil chemotaxis; immune response.